This is a messenger RNA of Salvia hispanica, 1954 nucleotides long. The record is from RefSeq and is a predicted model, not a curated record. NCBI's taxonomy places the organism in Eukaryota, Viridiplantae, Streptophyta, Magnoliopsida, Lamiales, Lamiaceae.
AUGGCUGCCGCUCUCCUCGUCGGACCACCGGAGAUCCAUCAACAACCACCUAAAUUCACCCCCGCCCCCGCCCCAACCACCACGGGCGAUGCAUUCAUCAACCUAAUGGUCGAAGAUUUUAACGAAACGGCAACGUCAGCAUCCCCGUUGAGAGGCCUGACGGAAAACGACUCUCCGACACUUCUAUCGUCGGGAAAUCCAUGUUUGGAUUUCUUCUUCCACGUCGUCCCAGACACGCCGCCGGAGUCCGUCGCCGAUCGCCUCAAGCUCGCGUGGGAUCAUGAUCCGCUCAAGGCGCUCAAACUCGUCUGCAAUCUCCGCGGAGUCAGAGGCACCGGCAAAAAUGACAGAGAGGGCUUCUACACCGCCGCGCUGUGGCUGCACCAGCACCACCCCAAAACCCUAGCCAGCAACGCGGCCUCCUUCGCGGAGUUCGGAUACUACAAGGAUUUGCUCGAGAUCCUCUUCCGUAUCCUCGAAGGAGCCGAGGCGCGAGAGGGGAAGAGAAGAAGAAAUGAUAACAGAAGAGAUGAGAAGAGAAGAAGAGAGGAGGAGAAGAAAGGAAGAAAGGUGGUAUUUAAAGCAAUGGCGGAGUUUCGCGGAGGGAAGAAUUCGACGCCGGAAGAGAGACGGAUUGAGAGAGCGAGGAGAGUGGUGGAGAGAUUCAAUCACGACGCCGAUUUCCGGUUCCUGCACGAUUGCAUUUCAGAUCUCUUCGCGCAGCGGCUGAGAUCGGAUAUGGAGAUGUUGAAAUUGGGGCAAUUGGACAGAAUCAGCCUCGCCGCGAAAUGGUGCCCCUCUCUCGAUUCUUCGUUCGACAGAAUCACGCUGCUGUGUGAGACCAUAGCGAAGAAGGUGUUUCCGGUGGCGGAGUUUCCAGAGUAUGAAGGCGUGGAGGAGGCGCAUUACGCGUAUCGGGUGAGGGAUCGGCUGAGGAAGGAGGUGCUCGUGCCGCUGCGGAAGGCGCUGCAGCUGCAGGAGGUUUACAUCGGCGCUAACGAUUGGGGAUCUCUGCCUUACAACAGAGUCGCUUCCGUCGCGAUGAAAACAUACAAGACUCAAUUCUACAACCAUGACGAAGAAAGGUUUAAAGAGUAUCUCGAGAAAGUUAGGUCCGGUGAAGCCACUAUAGCAGCCGGCGCAUUGCUUCCGCACGAGAUAAUCGAAUCGUUGAAUGAUGAAGACGACGGCGAAUUGGCGGAGCUGCAGUGGAGGAGAAUGGUGGAUGAUAUGUCUAAAAUUGGGAAAUUGAGCAAUUGCCUUGCAAUCAGUGAUGUUUCAGGGAGUAUGUAUGGGAUUCCGAUGCAGGUAUCGGUGGCGCUAGGGAUUUUAUUAUCGGAAUUGAGCGAGGAGCCAUGGAAGGGGAAGCUCAUCACUUUCAACCAAAAUCCAGAGCUUCAAAAUGUGGAAGGGGAGAGCUUGAAAUCGAAGACAGAGUUUGUUGAACGUAUGGAAUGGGGAAUGAACACUGAUUUCCAGAAGGUGUUUGAUAUGAUACUUGAAGUGGCGGUGAAAGGGAAGCUGAAGGCAGAGGAGAUGAUAAAGAGGCUGUUUGUGUUUAGUGAUAUGGAAUUCGAUCAGGCGUCUGCGAAUCCAUGGGAGACGGAUUAUGAGGCUAUAGUGAGGAAGUUCAAGGAGAAGGGAUAUGGAGAGUGCGUGCCGGAGAUUGUGUUUUGGAAUCUGAGGGAUUCGAUGGCGACGCCUGUGUCGUCUAACCAGAAAGGGGUGGCGCUAGUGAGCGGAUACUCGAAGAAUUUGAUGAAAGUAUUUGUAGAAGAGGGAAGAAUAAUAGAUCCAGUGGAGGUGAUGGAUGCUGCAAUUGCUGGAGAAAAAUAUCAGAAACUGGUUGUCUUGGAUUGAGAUGUUUUCAAACGUUCAAAUUUUUUAACUUCAGAAUUUUGCAAUAGCAAGCUUAUUGGAAUUGCCAGUAUGAUAUGGUUAUUACCUUGCACCA